This is a messenger RNA of Acanthosepion pharaonis, 690 nucleotides long. NCBI's taxonomy places the organism in Eukaryota, Metazoa, Mollusca, Cephalopoda, Sepiida, Sepiidae. The record is from the annotation of a GenBank genome assembly.
AUGUGUCUUUCUUUCUCUCUCUCUCUCUCUUUCUCUUUUCAUCCUCAUUCGUGUUCUUUUACUCUCAUUCUCUCAGCACUUUCGUGUUUUUCAUUACUCGCUCGUAACUUUCUCUUUCUCUCCUCGUUCGUGUUAAUCUCCUUCUUCGUUCGUGUCUUUCUCUCUCCUCAUUCGUAUCUCUAUCUCUCUCACUUCUUGUUUGUGUCUUUAUCUGUCUCCUCGUUCGAGUUUUUCUCUCUGUCGCUACUCGUUCGUGUCUUUAUUUCUCUCCCUAUUCCUUCAUGCCUUUCUCUAUGUCCUUUCUCGUUCGUAUAUUUCUCUCUUACACGACUCGUUCGUCUCUUCGGUCGUGACUUCUCUCUCUCCCCCUUCUCCUUCGUGUCUUCUCUCUCCCCCUUCUCCUUCGUGUCUUCUCUCUCCCUCCUUUCUCCUUCGUGUCUUUCUCUCCCUCCUUUCUCCUUCGUGUCUUUCUCUCCCUCCUUUCUCCUUCGUGUCUUUCUCUCCCUCCUUUCUCCUUCGUGUCUUUCUCUCCCUCCUUUCUCCUUCGUGUCUUUCUCUCUCCCCCUCGUCAUUCGUGUCUUUCUUUCUUUCUCUCGCUCCUCUUUCGUGUCUAUUUCUCUCUUCUUUCUCGUGUCGCUUUCACCCUCCUCUUUCGUGUUUCUCUCUACUUGCUUGAUUUUGAUGUCAUGA